AUGCUGACGGGGGCAACGGUAGCGCAGGCGACGACACACGUCGGACCCGCCGACAUCACCGCACUGCUUGUCCAGGACAGUGUGCAGUGUGGCUACCCAGUGCGGCAUAACGGGGUGCGUUUCGGUGGAAUUUCCCACGGCUUUGGGAAAACAACGAUGGACGCGAAGCAUCAUUGCUUGCGUUGGUCGUCGACGGAUCCGACACGAGCGCCAGCAACUUGUUUCCCAGUCGUGGGAGAUUCGCUCCAGCGUGGCCUCAGUGACACGCUGCUUCGUGUCGUGCACGGGAAGGGCACUGUUACCUACUUUGCCGCAGCGGAGGGGCAACCGUGUUUGCUCGGAUUGGUGAAACUCGUCCAAGGCACGGACGGCGCCUACACGAAGAAUGUCGUCCAAGUGCACGAGUCUUGGUCGUUUCGUGCACAGAUGAGUUCAGACGAAGAGAGUGGCUCUGGAAGCGGCGUGGAUGCCAUGGAGUUGUUUUGCAGAAAACUGGUCGCAUGGAUCUUUACUUAUUACGCGAGGGAUUCCACCGCGCAGCUCACACUUCACCAGCUGGAAACCGCAUUUCCACUCCUCACUUCGGUCAACGCGCAAGAGCGUCGUCGCUUCGUGAGUGGGGCUCUCACCCGCUUUGCCGGUGGACGACUCUCGCUCUACGACGACCGUGUUCUUGCCUUGAAGCCUGUGCCCGUCCACGCGCUCUCUUUGCUUUCACUGGACGAGUUCCGAAUGCUGACAUCCAUGGAGCAGGCGACGGUUGCCUUUAUGUUCAAGUGUCAACUGAAACACGACGAAGUUCUAGAGGCGUUGCACACCAUCUUAGAUGCGUGGGGAAAGCGUGGUGCUGCGCUAGCCUCAUCAUUUGUGCGGUUGGCUGUUGCGGUGCUUCUUUCGCAUCUCGUUGGCACCUUUGCCUUGUCGCCGCAAGGGCUGCGAGGAUGGCUACGCCGCUUUGUUCUUUACUACUUGCCGACGCUGCUAACACUUCACGGGGAGGAGCCGCUUCUUGGGGAGCUGGCGACUUUGCUGCGGCAGUCGAAGGCUCCGAAGAGGCCCACGACGGUUGCCGUGCGACGGAGGAUGGAGGAGAUCAUACGGGGUGAGCCGGUUGCUGCGGAGCCGACAGCCGCGUGUGGGGAGCGCGAGGGCGGGGGCGAGGUGGAUGAGGGGUAUUUCUUCGACUCCGUCGCGCCGCCCCCGCCGGUGGGCUCCGACGUGGUGUGGAGGAUUGCGCAGCUCACGUGCCCUCACACGGCUGUCCCGCCCCCAAACACGCAUGCGUUGAGAAGCGCCAAACUUAACGGGUCGGCGUCGGACGGUCUCUUUUCCGCCGUUCUCUUUUCAUCGGCACGUCUGCAUUUGUCGCGGCCGUUGCUGAAGGCUCUCGAGGACGGGGAGCUGAGCUUGAGCUUGAACCUCGGCAAAGUCCCCCACUCGGCGCCGCACGACGAGGCGGUGUGGUCGACCGCGAGAAAGCGGAGACGCGGGAGGGGACACGCGUGA
Molecule: messenger RNA, 1506 nt
Organism: Trypanosoma conorhini
Lineage: Eukaryota; Euglenozoa; Kinetoplastea; Trypanosomatida; Trypanosomatidae
Exons: 1
Coding region: 1-1506 (501 amino acids)
Source: RefSeq, a predicted model, not a curated record